Scophthalmus maximus (turbot) is the source of this 1769-nucleotide messenger RNA. Its product is annotated as dysbindin-A. Lineage: Eukaryota; Metazoa; Chordata; Actinopteri; Pleuronectiformes; Scophthalmidae. The record is from RefSeq and is a predicted model, not a curated record. Gene Ontology annotation, biological process: regulation of synaptic vesicle exocytosis; anterograde synaptic vesicle transport; negative regulation of protein kinase activity. The transcript has 10 exons. Gene Ontology annotation, cellular component: cytoplasm; plasma membrane; synaptic vesicle membrane. The coding region runs from base 106 to 1128 and encodes 340 amino acids.
GGAGGAGCCUAAAAGGAAGAGGAGGAGCAGGAGGAGCGCAGUGGACACUGCUGUUGUUUGUGAGCAGGUCGGACCGGACACGCGACGUGAGGCGACGCAGAGAAGAUGUUUGAAAACUUCAGAGAGAAACUUCACAUGGUGCAGCAGGACUUCACAACCGGCCUCAAGACCCUCGGAGACAAAUCAAGAGACACUAAAGUCAAGACGAGACCCAGGUUUGAAGAAAGUCCUCCUCUGUUCACUGCUGGACUGGAAAUCCUCAGGAGGUAUGAGGAGAACUGGUUUCUGCUCCAUAAAAGGACUAAAGACGGAGCUCAGGAUGCCGAGGCAGUCGAUGGAGAUAUAGUGAUGCUCUCGGCACAUUGGGAGAGAAGACGAACGGCUCUGACACAGUUACAGGAGCAGCUGCGAAGUCUUCCGGUCUUUGUCAGUGAACUGGAUGCCAUCGCUGCCAACAUCGCUCACCUGGAAGGAGACUUUGAGGAGAUGGAGAGCCGACUUGUUUACCUGGAGACUCUUUGUUGUCAGUGUGAACAACAGACGUUCAAACAACAUCACAUCAACCAACUGGAGUCGUACAAGAGGAAGAAGAGGAAGGAGGUGGAGGCACUGGAAGUGGAACUGAAUUCUGAACACGACCAGCAGGUGGCGCAGCUGGAACAGGCCACGCAGAGGAAACUGCGAGAACGACAGAAAGUCUACGAGGAAGCUUUCAAUCAGGACGUGGAGCAGUACCUGUCCACGGGACACAUCCAGCACCGAGAGCUGACGGGAGCUGACGUGUGUGUUCUGGAUCACAUGUCAGUAGGUAACGUGUCCGACCAAGAGGCUUUGGACGACUUCCUCAACUCCAGUGACGAUAACAUCAGUACUGGAUCAUCACUGACCUCAGGUCCAGACGUCGAGUCCUGCUCCUCUGAAUCUUCCAAAUGCCAAACGAACCAAGCUCCUCCCACCACCACCGACCGACCGUCCAACCGGCAGGAAGUGGUUGGCGAGGAGAGCGAUGACCCCGUGGUGCAGUCGGACGAGGACGAUGUGCAGCCGGACACGUCGCUGGUCGGCCUGCAGGACAUCGAGAGGACAUCUGACGAGAGCGACUUUGCGGGCGACCUGCCAUCUGUGUAACCUAGCAACAAGGCCCUUGUCACUCAAGGAUCACUGGAACACUUCCUGUAGCUACUGUAACAACUGUUACCACUCUGGCGUCCUGAGCUUUGAUUUGACAUAAACAGGAAGUGAUGUUGGUUUGGUUCGUCUUUUCAUUGAAUCUGUUGAUAUAAAAUAUAGAUUGACACCAGACCAGUUUAAACACUGAAUGAAUUGAAUGUAAUGUAAUGUUAUGUAACAUAAUAAUGUAAUGUAACACGAGUAUCUGACAAUCUGAUCCACAAGUCUGCUUUUAUGUCCAAUAUUCAUGAAAUACAAUCAUCAAUCAGUAUCUUUUUUUACUUUAUUUAAAGUUUUAUUGUCUCUUUUCACUCAAAAAAUAAAAUAAACAAUAAAAAUAGACUACAUAAAAGAAAGAGAAGAAAAAGUACAAUAUACAAUGGGGGGGGGGGUCCACACCCGAGGCGCACAACAGUUCCAAGAAAGCCCAAGAAACGUUCCUUCGGCCACGAGUCUCUGAGAAAUGUUCCUUCCAGUUUGAAAGAAUUAUUCCCUUGGUUGACAAACCAAAGUGACAACAACAAUAUUGUCUGGUCAUUAUCAAUGUGUAUCAUCAUGUUUUUGUCUAAUGGGGUUUAUUAAAAAAAUACUAGAAAGAA